Molecule: messenger RNA, 1914 nt
Organism: Kwoniella botswanensis
Lineage: Eukaryota; Fungi; Basidiomycota; Tremellomycetes; Tremellales; Cryptococcaceae
Exons: 11
Coding region: 1-1914 (637 amino acids)
Biological process (GO): transmembrane transport
Cellular component (GO): plasma membrane
Molecular function (GO): transmembrane transporter activity
Source: RefSeq, a predicted model, not a curated record
AUGACCACUCAAGCUAAAGCUGGAUCUGGGUCAUCAUCUCGAAUGGCUCAUACCUACUCCCACAAUGCAGCAAGUCCAUUGGAAAGAUCUGCAUCUCGUAUAUCCAAUGCAUUAAGUAGGAUUCAAUCUACCGAGGCGUACCCACCACAGGAUAGGGAUCUUGGAGGGACAUCCAAUGAUGAAUCGAUAAUUAUAGAUGAUCAAGAGGGAGAGAAAGAGAAAGAUAUCACUGCCAGUAGUGAUGAUUCACCAUCGAAAGAUAAAGGAAAAGCAAAGGCUUUGAUAAUAGACAUAGAACAUGUUCCUGUAGAGGAUGAUCCUAGAGAUUGGUCAAAUGGUAAAAAAUGGUUUGCUCUGUUGGUAGUCACUGCUGGAUUGCUCGGUCCAGUCAUGGCUGCAAGUAUAUAUAAUCCAGUGAUCAACGAAUUAACAGAACAGUUGAAUGCUAGUGAGGCCGAGACUGGUUUGAGUCUGAGUAUGUAUAUAUUAUUCCAAGGUUGGACACCAGUUGUAUGGGCGAUGAUAUCGGAGCCAGUAUACCUAACUUCGUUCGCGAUAUACAUCGUAGCUCUGAUAGUAGCGUCGCGGGCCAAUUCUAUGCCGCUGUUGAUCGUCAUGAGAGCAUUACAAGCCACCGGUUCAGGGGCUGUGACGGCGUUGGGAGCGGGUAGUCUGGCAGAUAUGUACGAAAUGCACGAGAGGGGUACGAAGAUGGGUUUAUACUAUGGACUUCCCAUGCUUGGACCAGGUGUGGCACCCUUACUAGGAGGAGCAUUAGGUCAAGCAUUCGGCUGGAGAAGUGUAUUUUAUUUUUUGGCCGCUUAUGCGGGAGUAAUGAUGGUUGCCUUCGUAUUCUUCCCUGAUUCAUGGAGAAGAGAGAGAUCUAGAGUAUAUCAAAAAGCAUUAUCUAACGCGACUAAACGAGCCGAAGCGCAAAUGGUUAAAAAACAACUUCGUAUAGAAAAGAAACAACGAAAAGCAAGAUUGGCUAAACCUUCAGAUCAACUUGAAGAUAUACCUGAUGUACAUACACCGGUGGAAUCCAGAAGACCGAGUCAAGAAGAUAUCAUGCUACCUACUCAGCCCGUAGAGGUGGAUGUGGAGAAACAACCUGGUUUUACUCGUCAAGGCGAGAUCAAAGUGAAAGCCAAGCGAACAUGGUAUGGCAAGAAGAUAUUGAAGGAGCAGAACGAAACGGUCAAAUUAAGUUUCAGAGAUCUGAAUCCUCUACCUACUAUGAUUAGCGUGGUGAGGAAACCUGCCAAUUCAGUUUUGUUGACUGCAUCAGGUAUCUUGUUUGCCGCUCAAUAUACGAUAGUAUACACAGCCUCGAUAACGCUAGGCGACGCACCGUAUAAUUACAACUCGCUUAUAAUCGGUUUGGUCCUCUUGGCAUUUGGGAUAGGGAAUAUCAUGGCUAGUAUACUGGGAGGAAGAUACAGUGAUAUGGUUUUGAGGAGGCUGAAGAAGAAGAGUGGGGGUGUGAUGGUUGCCGAGAUGCGUCUCAAAGCCACUUUCGUAGCUAUGCCUUUCCUAGUUUUAGGUGUACUGGCCUACGCUUGGACGGCAGAGGAGAAGGUUCAUAUAGCUGGUAUAGUCGUUUGUCUCGUCAUAUCUGGAUUCGCAUUGUUAUGGAUAUACUCUUCAACAUUAGCUUAUCUGGUGGAUGCCAACCCCGGUAUAUCCUCUUCGGCGGUAUCCUUGAAUUCAUUGUUUAGAGGUGUCAUGGCAUGUAUCAUGUCCCAGAUUGCCGUUCCCAUACGAAAUGGAAUAGGUGACGGAGGGCUGUAUACUCUCUUUGCUGGGUUGUUGGCAUUGAGUUGUGCGGGGUUAAUAUUACUUGCUUAUAAAGGUGAAAAGUGGAGAUCGCCUGAUCAUAAGUCAUCUCCGAAAAAGGAUGUUGAGAAGUCGUGA